AUGCCUCGAGGAUUCUUGGUAAAGAGGACUCGGCGAGGUGCGGCGUCGUAUCGACCGCGCAAAAGCAACAAACUCACCCAGUUUGAUGAUAUCCAUACCCACCACCGGGAGGCUGAAGUGAGUGAACCUGAGCCGGUGAAGAAAAACCACGUGUGGGGCGUCCCGAGCCCCGACGUGGCGCCCCCGCCGGCGCCCCGCGAGGACUCCGCAGGUGUCAACGAAGUGUGGAAUCUUCACGUGGAGUCGGCAGUAGAGGCAGAAGCCGACCGCCGCGCGCAGUUGCCGGACCCCGAAGUGGACGUUGCCACCCCCGCGGGUGACUUCUCCUGCUUCCUCCCUCCUCCAUUAAGAGAAGCCCUUAGCGCCAAACUCGAGGAGCCGCGCGGCGAUGGAGAAAAGACACAGACAUUCACAGACAUGUGCUUAUCCUCAUCUCCGGAGACAGAUUUGCCGUUUUUGGUGAGUUCAACGCUGACGUCGAUGCGAGUAACAACCCCCAACACGCAUUUUUCUUCUUACGGUCCAAUUCCGAAAUACGAGUCCGACAUGGCGCGCUUGUUCCCGCCGCUUAUUAACCACGCAGGUGUGAGAAAACGCUCUCUCCCGGAGUCGAAUAGACCCAGCAAAGUCAAAGGAAAAGUGAAUAGGAAGCUUACUUUCGAGGACGAAGUGACCACCUCUCCGGUUUUAGGUCUUCGCAUCAAGAAGGAAGGGCCGGAAGCAGCGAGGCGACAACACCGCGACAAGUCGUCCGGAAGUCAACCGCUCGGGGAGUUCAUCUGCCAGCUUUGUAAGGAGGAGUACGCCGACCCUCUCUCCCUCGCUCAGCACAAGUGUUCACGUAUCGUACGCGUGGAGUACCGCUGCCCCGAAUGCGACAAAGUGUUCAGCUGUCCCGCCAACCUGGCCUCGCACCGCCGCUGGCACAAGCCGCGCCCGGUUGUCACCGACCCGACCGGAAGUCAGUCUCCCUCGGCGAAUAAACUCGAGGCGGACGGGAGGGAAAACGAGUCGAUGCGCGGAGUCAAUCAGCACCGAGCGGCGCGGGACAGCUCCGCGGCCCCAGAUUCCUCCUCGCCCCAUUACCCGCACGACACAACUCCGCCGGGUUUGUUCGUGUUCAACUCGUACGAGCCUCCAGAGUUUAGCCACGAGGAAGAAGAGGAAGCCGAGCUCUACGAUUGUCGCUACUGCGGGAAAAAGUUCCGUCGGCAAGCUUACCUGAAGAAGCACAUGGCGGCGCACGAGAUGGCGACUUCCAGCCGCCAGGUCGUGUUCGUGUGUCACCUGUGCGGCGCUCGCUUCCCGUCGGCCGACGUCCGGGACAAGCACCGCGUGUGGCACGCCAUGCGGGACGAGCUCCUAGGAAGAGACGGCUUCGUGGCGGAGGGAUACGGCAUGAAUAGGGAGCGCGAGCAGCAAAUCUUCACGUGCAAACUUUGUUCCGCUACCUUCUUCAGUUCACCGGGGCUCGCGAGGCACAUGAAUAAGUCUCAUCCCGGAGAGAACAUGCACGUCAUCAUGCACAUGGCCGUCACGAACUGA
Messenger RNA from Nerophis lumbriciformis (worm pipefish), 1545 nucleotides. Lineage: Eukaryota; Metazoa; Chordata; Actinopteri; Syngnathiformes; Syngnathidae. The record is from RefSeq and is a predicted model, not a curated record.